GAUGGCAUUAGCAGCAUCAGUGAUAUAGCUGUGUCAGCCUCCUUGACUACUGGAUGUCUGUAAUCGCAUGGAGGAAACUAUAUUUAAGAUCUGAUAUCUUGAGGGUAAUGACUCCAGCACUUACUGAUGGGCAGAAUGGGUGUUAAUGCUUUCUUCAGCAGCCCAGAAGAUUUUGAAAGAUAGAUGGGUCUGUGAUGUACUUUUAUAAGACAGGAAAUGCAAUUUUUGGGGGUCUCUGGAAAUAGAAAGGUCAUGCAGCUUGGAACCGGUGAGACAUUACAGUCUCUAAGUCAUCAGAUGGGGAAGCUGAGGCACAGAGAUUAAGUGACUUUCCCAAGGCCACACAGCAAGUCAGUGGCAGAGCCAGGAUUAGCGCUUGGGGACUUCCUGGAUCCCUCUCCCAUGCUUUAAGCAGUAGACCACAGUGUUCACUGGACUCAGCAAGCAACUCAUUGCAAUAAUGGACAGUUCCAAGGACUCGUACCUGAGAAAUGAUGAAGAGGCUGUUGUGGAUAGAGGUGGAACUCGCUCCAUUCUCAAAACACAUUUUGAAAAGGAAGAUCUAGAAGGCCAUCGAACGUUGUUCAUCGGAGUUCAUGUGCCACUUGGUGGAAGAAAAAGUCACCGACGCCAUAGGCACCGUGGACAUAAACACAGAAAGAGAGACAGAGAGCGAGAUUCAGGAUUAGAAGAUGGGAGAGAGUCUCCUCCUUUUGAUACCCCAUCACAAAGGGUGCAGUUUAUUCUUGGAACAGAAGAUGAUGACGAGGAACACAUUCCUCAUGAUCUCUUUACUGAGCUUGAUGAAAUUUGUUGGCGUGAAGGAGAGGAUGCAGAGUGGAGGGAGACAGCAAGGUGGCUGAAGUUUGAAGAAGAUGUAGAGGAUGGUGGAGAGAGGUGGAGCAAACCGUACGUUGCCACACUGUCACUUCAUAGCUUGUUUGAGCUGAGAAGCUGUAUCCUGAAUGGCACAGUUCUUUUGGACAUGAGAGCUAACUCCAUAGAAGAAAUUGCAGAUAUGAUUCUGGACCAGCAGGUGGGUUCUGGGCAGCUCAGUGAGGAUGUUCGUCACAGAGUGCAUGAGGCAUUACUGAAACAGCAUCACCAUCAGAACCAGAAGAAGCUGAGCAACAGGAUCCCAAUUGUGAGAUCCUUUGCUGAUAUUGGAAAGAAGCAGUCUGAGCCCCAUUCCAUGGAUAAAAAUGCAGGUCAGAUUGUUUCCCCACAGUCUGCUCCAGCCUGUAUUGAAAACAAAAAUGAUGUGAGCAGAGAAAACAGCACUGUUGACUUUAGCAAGGUUGACCUGCACUUCAUGAAAAAGAUUCCACCUGGAGCUGAAGCAUCAAACAUCUUAGUUGGUGAACUAGAGUUCCUGGACCGUGCGGUUGUUGCUUUUGUUAGGUUAUCUCCUGCAGUGCUGCUUACCGGACUAGCUGAAGUUCCUAUUCCAACAAGAUUUUUGUUUAUUCUUCUGGGACCACUGGGUAAAGGGCAACAAUACCAUGAGAUUGGAAGAUCAAUUGCAACACUAAUGACAGAUGAGGUGUUCCAUGAUGUUGCUUACAAAGCAAAAGACCGUAAUGACUUGGUGUCUGGAAUUGAUGAGUUUCUUGAUCAGGUUACUGUUCUCCCUCCUGGAGAGUGGGACCCAACAAUUCGAAUAGAACCACCUAAAAAUGUUCCCUCUCAGGAGAAGCGUAAGAUCCCAGGAGUGCCAAAUGGAACUGCAGCCCAUGGGGAUGCAGAACAACCCGGAGGACACUCUGGACCAGAACUGCAACGCACUGGGAAAUUUUUUGGAGGAUUGAUUUUAGAUAUAAAAAGAAAAGCUCCCUUCUUCUGGAGUGACUUCAGGGAUGCUCUCAGUCUGCAGUGUCUGGCAUCAUUUUUGUUUCUCUACUGUGCUUGCAUGUCUCCUGUCAUCACGUUUGGUGGUCUGCUGGGAGAAGCAACUGAAGGUCGUAUAAGUGCAAUAGAAUCGUUGUUUGGAGCAUCCAUGACUGGAAUUGCCUACUCGCUCUUUGGUGGACAGCCUCUCACUAUACUUGGCAGCACAGGACCAGUUUUAGUGUUUGAGAAGAUCUUAUUCAAAUUCUGCAAAGAGUAUGGGUUGUCGUACCUUUCUCUGAGAGCUAGCAUUGGACUGUGGACUGCAAUCCUGUGCAUCAUCCUUGUUGCAACUGAUGCAAGCUCCCUAGUCUGCUACAUUACCCGGUUUACUGAAGAAGCUUUUGCUUCUCUUAUAUGCAUCAUUUUCAUUUAUGAGGCCUUAGAGAAGCUGUUUCAUCUCAGUGAGACAUAUCCAAUCAACAUGCAUAAUGAUUUAGAUCUGCUGACAAAGUACUCGUAA
Molecule: messenger RNA, 2350 nt
Organism: Pelecanus crispus (Dalmatian pelican)
Lineage: Eukaryota; Metazoa; Chordata; Aves; Pelecaniformes; Pelecanidae
Source: RefSeq, a predicted model, not a curated record